UGAGAGUGAGCUAAAGCGAAGUCCACUCGCAGUUGCCUCGCCUCUUCACUUCGACUGUACUCUCUCUCUCUGUUCCUCUCCUUCCCCCUCCCCCGCUCUCUCUUUCUCUCUCAGUCGAAAUUCUCAAAUGUGCAAAAUCAAAAACCCUAAGUCCACACUUCCUCACACGGUUUUUCUGUGAGUGCUGAUUUUGGGAGAUGAACAAAGAACACCCACCGGAGCCGCUUGAUUUCUUUAUUUGGACUGUGGAGGAUGUUGGUUUGUGGUUGGAAGGAAUAAACCUUGGAAGCUACCGCCAAAUUUUCAAAGAAAAUGGUGUUAAUGGAGAAUACUUGGAGGGCAUGUCAAUGUUCACAACUGAACAGAUUCUUCGGUUUAUAAGGCGGUGCCAUAUGAAAUGGGGAGACUUCAUCACACUGUGCAAGGAACUCAGGCGAAUUAAAGUGGCUUGCCUGAAAGGAGAGCAAAAGGUUCGUCGGCCCUGGUGGGCUCCAUCUUGCCUCUCAAUAGUCUUUGUGAAGGUGGCUAAGCGCAACAGACAGUCACGAGUCGUCUCCUUGAAGCUGGAACCAUGAUGAAACCUCAGCUUGAAUGUGUACUCAUAUAUAUAUAUAAUGUUGUUUUUAUUCUUAGAGAACAGAAAAAGAAAGUAGGAAAGAACUCUUUUUGUCCUGAAUCUGGAAAGGUGUUGCUGCUGGUUCUUCUAUGGAGAACUCUUAUAUGAAUCCCUUUUAUAUAAUUUAUUCCUGUUGGUGUUGUAGUUGUA
This is a messenger RNA of Vitis vinifera (wine grape), 766 nucleotides long. RefSeq lists its product as uncharacterized. Gene Ontology annotation, molecular function: protein binding. The record is from RefSeq and is a predicted model, not a curated record. Lineage: Eukaryota; Viridiplantae; Streptophyta; Magnoliopsida; Vitales; Vitaceae. The coding region runs from base 198 to 575 and encodes 125 amino acids. The transcript has 4 exons.